CUCUGAAUGAAACUCUCCCAAAUAGAGAGAAUGGCCUAAUUAACAACCCAUCCAACCCACAUCGAGGGCGCACUUGGCUUCAUCCCCACACCAAUUUCUCUAUCUCUAAGAUUUUGUGUUCUUGUUUUGAAUCAUGCAACAUUCUUCCAUGUGUGCUUUGAUAUUCUGGGCCCUUUCUCUCCUCGCCGCCUCCACUCUUGCUUCUUCAUCAAAUGAUGGAUCUUUCUACGACUCUACUGCCUAUACAGAGUGUAAAGCAGAAGCAGAGAAGCCACUUUACAAUGGAGGAAUGCUGAAGGACAAAGAACCUUCCGUCUUAGGGAGAGACACUCUCACAGGCGUUGGUGCUCGUUACACACCAGCUUACAUAUUGCACAAUCUCACGCAGAACACCAUCUAUUGCUUCUCCAUUUGGGUGAAGAUAGAGUCUGGAGCUGCAUCAGCUCGUGUAAGAGCAAGGCUGAGAGCAGACAACACCACUUUAAACUGCGUCGGUUCUGUAUCUGCAAAACAUGGUUGCUGGUCUUUCCUCAAAGGCGGCUUCCUUCUUAGUUCUCCUUCUAACCUAUCCAUCCUCAUCUUUGAGGCAUCAGAGGACGAUGGCAAAAUGCAAUUACAAGUGGCGAGUGCCUCUCUUCAGCCCUUCACGCAAGAACAAUGGAGGAACAGCCAAGAUUACUUCAUUAAUACCGAGAGAAAACGAGCAGUGACGAUUCACGUGUCCAGAGAAAACGGAGAGAGCGUCGAAGGAGCAGCGGUGACAGUAGAGCAGAUCUCUAAAGACUUUCCCAUUGGAUCUGCCAUCUCCAAAACUAUCCUCGGAAACAUUCCUUACCAAGAAUGGUUCGUCAAGAGAUUUGACGCUACGGUGUUCGAGAACGAGCUGAAAUGGUACGCGACGGAGCCUGAUCAAGGCAAACUCAACUACACAUACCCUGAUCAGAUGAUGAGUUUCGUCAGAGCCAACAGAAUCAUCGCUCGCGGCCACAACAUCUUCUGGGAAGAUCCCAAAUACACUCCCGAUUGGGUUCGUAAUCUAACCGGAUCAGAUCUCCGGUCGGCGGUUAACCAGCGUAUCAGGAGUCUUAUGACUCGGUACAGAGGAGAGUUCGUGCACUGGGACGUGAGCAACGAGAUGCUUCACUUCGACUUCUACGAGACCCGCCUGGGGAAGAACGCGUCCUACGGCUUCUUCGCGGCGGCGCGUGAGAUUGACUCGCUGGCGACUCUGUUCCUGAACGAUUUCAACGUGGUGGAGACUUGCAGCGACGAGAGGUCGACGGUUGACGAAUACAUUGCGAAGGUGAGGGAGCUCCAACGGUACGAUGGCGCGCAGAUGGACGGGAUCGGGCUCGAGGGUCACUUCACAACGCCGAACGUGGCGCUGAUGAGAGCCAUCCUCGAUAAACUUGCGACGCUCCAGCUCCCGAUCUGGCUCACCGAGAUUGACAUCAGCAGCAGCCUCGACCACCGCACUCAGGGGAAUUAUUUGGAGCAAGUGUUACGUGAAGGGUUCUCACACCCGUCGGUGAAUGGUAUAAUGCUAUGGACCGCACUGCAUCCAUACGGAUGUUACGAAAUGUGCCUCACCGACGAUAAAUUCAGGAACCUUCCAGCCGGAGACGUGGUCGAUCAGAAGCUUGUAGAAUGGAAGACCGGUGGGGUUAAGGCGACAACAGACGACCAUGGUUCCCUAACCUUCUACGGCUUUUUGGGAGAGUAUAGCGUCGGCAUCGUAUACCAAGGUAAAUCGGUUAGUACGACUUUCUCGCUAUCUCGAAGCCCUGAGACCAAACAUGUUAGACUCCAAAUCUAACCUCUAUGCUUUUAAAUUAUCGCCUCGCUCGCUCCUCUUAAGAAGAUACGGUGUUAUUCUUAUUUGAAAAAGAGAUACGUACUCAUGAUACAUACGUUAAAUUGAUAUUUUGAUUAUACAUAUAUAUACAGUAAAGCUUACAAAUUUUCAAAUUGAAUGUCUGGGUGGGGACAAAAGUAAGUAAAAAAGAAAAAAAAGACGAGAGAUUUUGUGGCGUGGGAGAACUAUUUUUUUUAUAUAUAAAAACUAAAAUUUAUGACAUACUGUAUAAUAUAGAGACAUCAAAUCAGACAUAAAUCCCUGCAAAGUAACUUGAAAAAAGCUAAAGUGGAAUCAUUCAUAUCACACACAGCGCUCCAUCCAUUAUCAGUGACAGUGAGCCCCAGUUUGGCUCUGGCGACACCAUUAUCCUGAAAUUAACUUGUUGGAAAACAAAUGCUCACUUUAGAUCUACUAAACCCUAAAAAAAAAUCCAUUGAUUCACAAAACAUAUUUCACAAUUUCGAACAUGAACCAUCUUUCAAAAGACAGAUGAAACAAGGACACGCACACACGACAUAUUAAGCUACGAUGCAAAAACCCAAACUGUUGCAGUCUUAAUAAGGGAAAAAAAAAAAA
Messenger RNA from Capsella rubella, 2434 nucleotides. Its product is annotated as anti-sigma-I factor RsgI6. Gene Ontology annotation, biological process: carbohydrate metabolic process. The record is from RefSeq and is a predicted model, not a curated record. The coding region runs from base 134 to 1816 and encodes 560 amino acids. NCBI's taxonomy places the organism in Eukaryota, Viridiplantae, Streptophyta, Magnoliopsida, Brassicales, Brassicaceae. Gene Ontology annotation, molecular function: hydrolase activity, hydrolyzing O-glycosyl compounds. The transcript has 8 exons.